Messenger RNA from Limanda limanda (common dab), 3921 nucleotides. It is a transcript of the gene zfta, whose product is annotated as zinc finger translocation associated. The coding region runs from base 1 to 1935 and encodes 644 amino acids. Gene Ontology annotation, biological process: negative regulation of DNA-templated transcription. Lineage: Eukaryota; Metazoa; Chordata; Actinopteri; Pleuronectiformes; Pleuronectidae. The transcript has 5 exons. The record is from RefSeq and is a predicted model, not a curated record.
AUGGAAGAGGCAGAGAGCGGCGGACGGGAGCCCGAGCCCCGGUGCGCCGAGCAGACUGAGCUGCUCUCAUUAAUAAUAAGCGGAGAAGAAGAGGAAGCGACGCCAGAGGAGAGUGAGCUGGGAGAAGAGGAUGGUCUUGCCAACGGCCAUGGUGAGGAGGAAUCGGGGGCUGACAUGGUCACACCUGUCAGAUCUCCAGGUACCAGCUACUGGAGCAUCACCGAGGGUCCUGACCAUCCCUUGCUCCUCUCCCUGGCCCCUGGGCCCUCUGGACGAAAACCCAGGGUGCAGAGGGCCUCACGCCCAGGCCUCAGCCGGAUCCCAGGUCGGGACCACCGCCGCUACUACCACGAGUACUGGCGUAGUGAGUACCUGAUGGACUUUGACCCCCAGCGGCAUGGGAUGAUCUGCAUGGUGUGCGGCAGCUCACUGGCCACUCUGAAGCUCAGCACCAUAAAGAGACACAUAAGGCAGAAGCACCCAGACUCCCUGCUGUGGAGUGCUGCCGACAAGGAGGUGAUCCGCUCGGGCUGGGAGAGCCACCUGAGCCUGGGGGGGAGUCAGAGGUCGUACAGCUCUACUGCUGGACCUUUACCACAGGAAGAAGAAGAGCAGCUGGACUCAGGCCAACAUGCUGCUGAUCUCCUGGAUCCUGUGACUCCCCAUGAGCAGCCACAACAAGCCCUCAGUCUGUCUCCCAAGUCUGAGGAGGUUGAAGUCCCGCAGACCCAGGAGGAGGAUGAGCAGGAUCUCUCAGGACCAUCAGCUCAAACUUUGGAGCGCUACCUGAAUGACUCACUGCACGCUUGGUUCCGUCAGGAGUUCCUGAUGGAGUACGAAGCAGAGGCGGGCCGGCUAAUGUGCAUGGUGUGCGGAGGAGAGCUACCCUCCCUUCACCUUGACCACAUCAAGAGCCAUGUGCUGGACACCCACCCUAACUCCUUGGUCUACAGCUCAGAGGAGAAGCACUGCAUCCUUCAGGCCUGGGCUCAGACUCAUGAAGAUUCAGAAAACUCAAUCAAAUCAGAGCCCAGCACCAAAGAAGAAGGCAUGGACCUAUUUGCUCAGGAUGCGGAGGCCAUCCAGAUCAACACUGACUUGUACCCAGAAAGCGAUGGCACUUUAACUCAGGAAACGUGUCUCAUUGGUGAGGACGGCGGCGUAGGAGCUCCGCAACAGGGAUCGCAGCCCCUUCGUCAGCCCAGGAAGAGGCGGCUGCCUGGGGGCGACCCAUGGCGGCUCCGCCUCGACUACCUGGUGGCCUAUGGGCCUCAGGGCCAGGACACGUUCUGCAUGGUGUGUUCUCAGGUCCUGCACGAAACCAAGGUCAGCAGCUUCCGGCGCCACAUAAAGGAAUGUCACCCUGAGACCACAACCCUCAGCCGACAAGAAAGGGAAGCCAUGGCUGCUGCCUGGACCAAAGAUUAUUCUAGUGACGACAUGCAAACUCAAGAUGAAAUCAACCUUAGAGAAGCUACUACAGGAGAGACAUGUGAGGACGCCUGCCCAGACAUCACGACACCCAGUAAGACGGUGAAGAAGGAGGAAGGUGUGAGUGGACGAAGGGUGAAAGUGAAGGACAGCGGCACCGCAGCCACACCCUCUCGUCACAGCCAUUACCCCGGGAAGGACCAGAGGAGGAACUACCAGGUGCGUUGGCGGAUGGAAUUCCUGAUGGACUACGACUGCAGGAGACACGGGCUGAUCUGCAUAGUGUGUGGAGCCACUCUGGCCACGUUGAAGGUCAGCACCAUCAAGAGGCACAUCCAGCAGGUGCACCCCCACUCUCUGGACUACAGCCCAGAGGAGAAGCAGCAGGCUAUGCUGAGCUACAACCAGAUCGCCUUGCACUUCACCCACUCCGAUGACUGCUUCUCCUCCCCGGACCACGGGCACACAGAGCUGGCUCCAACUCCAGCACACUUUGGCACUUAAAAAGGGCUUCUGUCCGUUGCUGCUCAGAAGUCCCAUGUCAAGAAACAGCUCUUCAUUAUCUUUGUUACAGGGACGUUCAGAUCAAACAUGGUCUUACUGUCCUAUUCCCGCUCCUUGUCUUCUUUAACUUUGUUACCAAAUCUAUACAAUCAGGUGACUAGCUGUCUCAAUGGUCAGAAAUAUGAGAGUAAGACCCAGGUUGAGAAACACAAGAAUUCUAAAUCUGAGAAUAUUGUUGUAGGCGAAGGUGCAGAUUGUAAACUGCUGCAAAGGAAAUGAGACAACCUAAAAUGUCAUGGCCUGAAAAUCUCAAAGUCCAUCCACUCAUUUGAAACUAAAGCCUUAUUUGCACGGGAACAGUAUUACACAAGGACCUCAUGUGAUUGUUUAGGAACUGCACAUUUGCAUGGAUGCACAAAAUCUGAGCUUUACAGAUAGGUCUUUCGAAUCCUAAUCCUUUUUAACAAGUGAUACCAUUGUUACCAUAGAUAACAAUACUGACCCAGUAGUUAAUGCUAUCCCGAAACUAUACUAUGUGUAUUGGAAUACCAAGGGGUCUUAUACAUAUACACAUAUGAUAUGUAUAUGCACACACACAUCUGUUUAAUCAGAUCAUAAUCAGUCCGCUUAAAUGUGGGCAAAUACAACAUGGAACUGCACAUAUGGCAUACUGUGUAGAAUGUGUUUUUAGGGAAACAUACUAAAUACUGAAUGGGAUCCCCAGUUAAUUAUGGGCCCUUUAAGACCAACUUUUAUGAUUUCACAGCAUAAAUUGUUGUGUUUAGUGGAAUUUCUCACAGAACCUUUGACAUCCAAAUAUGUUCCUCUGACCAAAAAACAAACGGUCAAGACAUUGUUGACCUUUGAGGUAACGGAGAGCUGGAUGCAAGCUAACAUAGAAGCUGUACUGGAACUUCUUAUUUUAAAUAAUCCCCUGCUGAAGACUAAAGCUCCCAACAGAGGCAUUCAUCGUAUUCCCAUGGCAUGUAUUUAACCACCUCCCAGUGUGAUACCAGAAGAAAUUAGUUCCUAUGAAAUUUUAACAGCAUGGCUUCAAAACCGUUUCACACACAUGUGGCUGCUAGUGCUAACAUGUUCCUGUCAGCUCAGUAGCUACAAGUUAACUUCACAAGUGGUUACUUUAUGUUGUCAGCACCACAUGGUGCGGCUGUGGCUGAGGGGUAGAGUGGUCGUCCUCCAACCUGAAGGUUGGCUGAAGGUUGGAGGAUCCCCAGUCUUCCACGUCUGCCUGUGUGUCCUCGGGCAAGAUGCUGAACCCCGAAUUGCCCCUCAUAGAAAAAGAAAGUACUGCUAAUAGAUGCACUGUAUGAAUGGGCGAAUGUAAAAAUGUACUGUAAAGUGCGUUGCGUGGUCAUCAAGAUUAGAAAAGUGCUAUAUAAAUACAAAAAAACAAGGACACACGCAUCAUAUUUGCUGUUCGGGUUUGACCAGGGUCUAAUACUGAAAAUGGGGCUUUUGACGUUCAAACUCCUUCUUGCCUCGUCGUAUACUAUCAACACCGAAUGGGUCACUGGACUUUUAGUUUUUAAUGACUGUCAUCAUGUUUCCUCUCUGAACCAUGUGUUCAGGUCCGGCUUGCUUCUGGUAGGGGCCAGAGUCUUAUGUUCUCAGGAACUUAGAAACAGAACCUUCGGCGAGGCCGGGUUGAAUUAGUUUGAUGAUGUGUCUGAAGACAAUACAGCACUUUGCCCUAAAAUAUGUACUAAACCCCAGAUUUCCUUCUGUACAGCUAAUAGAAUGAGACUGUGUUUGAUGUUAUUGCUGAAGACAAUGAAUGCCAGCGUGCGGUCAAUGAGUUUCGAUCUCCUUAAUGUAUUUAAUUCCUUGUUUACAGUGGAGGAGACAUCCUCCUCUCUUUCAUCCAUUCUAAUGAGAUAUGUUAUCUCCCUGUCAUUUUGCAUUGUUGCUACGUCGACCUGCAUCCUUUUCAGCAUCCACAACUCAUGUUAGCCAAAAGCUGCACAA